CGGUGCAUCGCAUUUUGAAGUAAUUUUCAGUUACAUUUAGGGUUCUAAAUUUGUGCUUGAAAAUUGUGAAGUCUUUAUUCCUUAUGACGUAAUAAUUAUCCUGAUACAAAUUUUGUACAAUAACAUAACAGUAGAUAGAAGACACUCAUAGUUAAUAUUUCGAAUAUUCUUUUUCUUUACUAUUUAUCAAUAUCAUCAAUAAUAUCAAUAAUUUUUAAAUAUCAAUAAUAUUUAAAAAUUUUGAGGCCGCUACAACCGAUACGAGUACUAAAGAGAUAUGAUUCUAUAUAUUUUUAGACUAUAAAAAGCUCAAAAAAGUGUCCUUGCGCAUUUUAUGAAAAACUUUCUCUAAAAUGUUAGGUGUUAUUAAAAAGUAGAGCACAAUAUGUCAAUAAUUAAUCUGCGCUAUUCAAUAAAUCAACAUUAGUAUUAGGUAUAUUUUUGAUUCUGAGAUCAAGUACACCAAAAUUGAAUGUUUAAGCAAAAAUCACACAAUCAAUCAAUUUAAGUAAAAUUUAAAGUAAACUUCGUUUAACAGAUCAACAGAUCGGUUGAUCAGCAGAUUAAGCAUUAAGCUUAUGAUUAUCAUGAUAUCAAAAGUAUUCAUGUAAAUAUGUUCAAAUACGUAUCAAUAAUAAUAAUAUUAACAUUUAUUUAAUAAGAUAAUCCUAAAGAAAAAUACAGUGACAAGUUUAAUGAGUUUCUAGUCAGAAGAUAAACUUUUGUCUAAUAGGACUAAAUGGACACUAAUAAUUCUGUUACAAUUCAAUACAGCCAUAUAAUCAUAAUAUUAUAAUGAGAAAAGAUUUGAUUGUUUAUUUGUUUGCAUCGAAUAGGCUGCAAAACAACUGCGACGUUUUUUUUUAAUUUUAUUUGUUUAGACUAAUAGCACAGUCGAGAAGCUCAAAAAAUGUCUUUUAAAAUUUUGGGUUAAAUUAAAAGCCAAAGCACAAUUACGCGCCGGUGACAUACUGUAAUUUAUGCGGGAGAAGUUGCGAGAUAACAUCUAGUAUGUAAUAAAAUAAUAAAUGCUUAUAAAAUACGUAAAAUUUAUUCAACUGACAAUUUCCGACAGGCUGUGAAAACAAUUCAGUUUAAUUCAAGAAGCGGUUAACAAACAAAUGAUAAUCAAUUUAAAUAUUUAUCUACUACUUACUAGUCAUAACUGACUGAGUACGAGAAGCCAACACUUACUCUAUAAAAUACUUUUACUUUAAUAAUAAAUUUUUAUUCAUUCGAGAGUGUCCUCAAGUGCACACGUUUGCGUACUAAAAUUUUACAAUAAUCGCCUGUUAUUAUUGAAUGACAUCACCAAACAUAAAAACAAUAUAAACUCACGUUUUAUUGGAUAUUACAAAAAAAGAACAGAAAUGGAUUUCAAGUAAAUGGAUCCCGAAAAAUGAAUUGAAGAAGUUUGUUUAAAACCUCUUUGAAUGAUCUGAACGAAAUGGAGGAUUCUGAUGAAAAGAAGCGAAUCCACCUAGACGAUGUUCUGGAAAAGCUGGGCGCGUUCGGGAAACACCAGGUGUUGACAAUGUGCAUGUUGGCGCUUGUAUACGCUACCAACUCCAUGUAUAAUGUCAACUACGUGUUUGCAGUAGAAGAUGUCAGCUACAGAUGCGAGAUAUUGGAAUGUGAGAGAGACAACUCAAGCUUCAUAGUGCCCUGGUUGAACGUGUCUUCACCCGAUGUAGUAGAGGAGGGAAUCAAGCAAUGCCAGCACUACACCCCAGCUACGCCAGGAUGUGGGAAAUUCAACACUAGCAGCGUGCAAAGCUGUAGCCGCUGGGUGUACGAGAUACCAGAUAGCUUUGUUGCUGAAUUUGGUCUAGCAUGUGAGGACUGGAAGCCCACACUGGUCGGCACGGCGCACAGCUUCGGGAACAUGAUCGGACUGCUCAUACAGGGCCAAAUCUCAGACAGGUUUGGACGGAAAACCGCAGCUGUGUUCGCAGGUACGAUGGGUGCGGUGCUUGGUCUCACUAAGAGCUUUGCCACCUCCUUCUGGUUAUAUGUUGUACUGGAAACCUUGGAGGCUGCCAUCGGGGAUGCACUAUCACCAAUGUUUAUGUUAAAGAUAGUAGAAAAAAAGCGAGCAGUGUUAAUACAAAUGAUUCUGCUGAACUGUUAUACGGGUGGACUGAUAAUAAUGCCAUUCAUAGCGUGGGCAUUGCCUUACUGGCGACAUUUCUUGCGUGCCAUCUAUGCACCUACACUUAUCAUACUCAGCUACUCUUUAUUUCUUGACGAGAGCGUCCGCUGGCUCUUCAGCAAAGGUAGAAAAGAUGAAGGUAUAAAACUAAUAGAAAAAAUAGCCAAGAAAAAUGGAGUGACCAUAGAUAAAAUGACUUUACACAAACUUGAGUAUACAAACGAGGAAACGAAGAAAUGUGAUGACAAGAAAUUACUGCUGAAGACUUUCAAGUCCAGAAUCAUGAUGCAGCGGUUUCUAGUUUGUAUGGUAUGGUGGUUCACCAUAACACUGAUCAACUACGGUAUGAUGAUCAGUUCUGUGUUCAUCGAUGGUAACAAGUACGUGAACUUUGCACUUCUAAUGUUAAUGGACAUUCCAUCGAACGUGUUCUAUUGGCUGGCGCUGUCCAAAUACAAGAGGAAGUUACCGCUUGUGACGUCGUUCCUGAUCGGUGGAAUAUUUUGUGUAGCACAGCCUUUUGUGUCGAAAGGGUACGCGUGGUUGCGGUUGGCGCUGUUCCUGGCGUUCGAAUCCCUGGCGACGUUCUCGUACAACAUAGUGUACAUGUACACGUCAGAGCUGUUCCCGACUUACACCAGAAACUCUAUGCACUCCAUUUGCUCGGCGGUGGGACGCCUGGGCUCGCUGAUAGCUCCUCAGACGCCACUCCUAAUUUCGUACUGGUCCGGACUACCAGCGCUAAUAUUCGGUUUGACAUCUCUGCUAUCGGGCGUGCUGACGCUGCUUAUGCCGGAGACUGCCAAUACGGAACUGCCGGACACCGUCGCCGAGGCAGAGCAGAUCGGACGUAACAAGAAGCAAACGGACAAGAAACCUCAAACGACAGACGAGAACGCGAUACAACUAUUAGAGAAAACGUAG
Molecule: messenger RNA, 3076 nt
Organism: Diatraea saccharalis (sugarcane borer)
Lineage: Eukaryota; Metazoa; Arthropoda; Insecta; Lepidoptera; Crambidae
Source: the annotation of a GenBank genome assembly